Messenger RNA from Prunus dulcis (almond), 845 nucleotides. Its product is annotated as 18.1 kDa class I heat shock protein-like. Lineage: Eukaryota; Viridiplantae; Streptophyta; Magnoliopsida; Rosales; Rosaceae. The record is from RefSeq and is a predicted model, not a curated record. The coding region runs from base 167 to 631 and encodes 154 amino acids. The transcript has a single exon. Gene Ontology annotation, biological process: protein folding; protein complex oligomerization; response to hydrogen peroxide.
UUUUAGAUUGGAAUUAUUAUUGUAGAUCUAAAAGAACCAUGAAGGUGCCUGAACCUUCUUUGUCACCCUAUAUAUGUACCUCACUCCACACCAACCUCAUCAGAUAUAAUUAAUCGUCCAAAGUUUAAUACCCUUCACUCAAAGCAACCCAAAUCUCUCAACCCAAAUGGCUCUCAGCCUCUUUGGUGGCCGGCGAAGCAACGUCUUCGAUCCGUUUUCUCUUGACAUCUGGGACCCCUUAGAGGGCCUUGGCACUCUGGCCAACAUCCCAUCCUCUGCUCGCGAAACGACUGCCAUCGCCAACACUCGCAUUGACUGGAAAGAGACCCCAGAAGCCCACAUCUUCAUCGCUGACCUCCCGGGGCUGAAGAAGGAGGAAGUGAAAGUUGAGGUUGAUGACGGGAAGGUGCUUCAGAUUAGCGGAGAGAGGAGCAGAGAGGAGGAGGAGAAGAACGACAAGUGGCACAGGAUUGAGAGGAGCACGGGCAAGUUUUCGAGGAGGUUCAGGUUGCCGGACAAUGCGAAAAUUGAUCAGGUAAAGGCUAGCAUGGAGAAUGGGGUUCUCACCGUGACUGUGCCCAAGGAGGAGGAGAAGCGGCCACAGGUCAAGGCCAUUGACAUCUCUGGCUAAACUAAAUCCUCAACCUCAAUCAACUCAACUCCACCUCCCCUUUGAGCUAAAUCGCAAUUAUGUUAAAUAAGCUUGGUUUGUUUUGUUAAUCUCUUGUGUUUUAUUUCCUGUAUUUUAAGUUUGUGUCUGUCUGUGAGAGUUGAGUGACAGUGUGCUAUUUUUCAUGUACGGUUUGUUCUGAAAUAUAAUAAAUUUUUAUAUUUUGUUUGUUAAA